GACCGAGCAUCCCAAUCUAGUCUAGAGAUAAUAAGCUUUAGCUAAGAGCAGGGGACGCAAGGAUAAGAAGAGGAGGAAGAGCCGUUGAAGUAAGGAGAAGAUUAUGAUGUCGUCGCCGGCCUCCACCCACCUCCUCCGCUCCACCGCCGCGGUUCCCCUCCUCCCUCGCCGCGCUUCCCUCCAGCUUUCCUGCGCUGCCAGCGGAGCUGUGGCUAGGAGACGGAACGGCCGCCUGGAGGUAGUCCGCGCGGCCAGUGCGGAGGUGGCCGAGCCCGCCGCUGCAACGCCCUACACUACCGAGUCCCUCGUCCUCUACUUCAAGGCCGAGGGCACCAUGGAGGAGAGGGCCAUUCCCAAGAUCACCCAAGCUCUCGAGGGGGUGGAAGGCGUCACUGACCUGGAGGUGCUCAUCGAAGAAGGCAUCGGAAGUGUUGUGUUAACAAAAGCGACAACAGUGCAAGCUACUGGAGUCGCCUCAAACCUGGUGGAAGCCAUCCAGGGAGUUGGUUUCAAACUACAAACGCUUAGCCUCAGCUUCGAGGACUUUGAUAAGGCGGAUGCCGCUGCUGUCCCAGCAGAAAACGCAGAUGACCAAGUUAGUGAGUGAGCUGAGCUAUACUGUGCCUGUGCUAAAUGCAUAUAAUGUGCUCUGGUUGUUGGUGUUUUAUCUUUCUUUAAACAUUUUUUUUAGUUAUGAUACACAUUCCGCUUGUAAUUUUCCAAGCUGUGCAUUUUACCUUCUGGGAUAUAUGGUAGAGAAAGAAGGAACUCUUUUUCUUUA
This is a messenger RNA of Lolium rigidum, 781 nucleotides long. RefSeq lists its product as uncharacterized. The record is from RefSeq and is a predicted model, not a curated record. Gene Ontology annotation, cellular component: chloroplast. The transcript is spliced from 3 exons. Bases 104 to 607 code for a protein of 167 amino acids. NCBI's taxonomy places the organism in Eukaryota, Viridiplantae, Streptophyta, Magnoliopsida, Poales, Poaceae.